This is a messenger RNA of Syngnathoides biaculeatus (alligator pipefish), 2463 nucleotides long. Its product is annotated as dihydropyrimidinase-related protein 2. NCBI's taxonomy places the organism in Eukaryota, Metazoa, Chordata, Actinopteri, Syngnathiformes, Syngnathidae. Bases 239 to 1963 code for a protein of 574 amino acids. The transcript has 14 exons. The record is from RefSeq and is a predicted model, not a curated record. Gene Ontology annotation, cellular component: cytoplasm; cytosol. Gene Ontology annotation, molecular function: hydrolase activity, acting on carbon-nitrogen (but not peptide) bonds, in cyclic amides.
UGGCCUCGGCUCCUCCCCCUUCUUGUCUAGCUCGGGGAGGCUCGGCGCAUCGGCGGAGAGACACCGGGAGGCUGCCAAGGACUCCAUCCUGACUUUCAGCGACAGUUAUCUGCUGCCAUUUUGACACUUUUUUUUUGAGGGGGUCGCUGGGGGAACAUCCCGAAGAAGAACAGCGCUCGUGCUUUUUCCAAUUCGGUUCGCCCACAUAGCGGUCCACGGCGAAAGCAAGGCGGCGAAGAUGUCCGGCUACCAGGGCAAGAAGAACAUCCCUCGCAUCACAAGUGACCGACUCCUGAUCAAAGGAGCGAAGAUCGUCAACGAUGACCAGUCCUUCUGCGCUGACAUAUAUAUGGAGGAUGGUGUCAUCAAACAAAUUGGGGAAAACCUGAUCGUCCCGGGUGGGGUCAAAACCAUCGAUGCCCACGGUCGCAUGUUGAUGCCAGGCGGGAUCGAUGUGCACACACGCUUCCAGAUGCCCGAUCGAGGCAUGACUUCUGCUGAUGAUUUCUACCAGGGCACCAAAGCGGCACUGGCGGGAGGGACCACAAUGAUCAUUGACCACGUGGUACCCGAGCCAGGCGUCAGUCUCAUCUCGGCUUUCGAGCAGUGGCACGAGUGGGCCGACAGCAAGUCGUGCUGUGACUACUCGCUGCAUAUGGACAUCACCGAGUGGCACAGAGGCAUGCAGGAAGAGAUGGAGACCCUUGUGAAGGAUCACGGUAUCAACUCCUUCCUGGUCUACUUAGCUUAUAAGGAUCUAUUCCAGCUAACUGACACUCAGGUUUACGAAGUGUUUAGUGUGAUCCGUGAUCUGGGAGCCAUCGCUCAGGUGCACGCUGAAAAUGGAGACAUUGUUGCUGAGGAACAGCGCAGGAUCCUGGAGCAGGGCAUCACUGGUCCUGAGGGACACGUGUUGAGCCGUCCUGAAGAGGUAGAGGCAGAGGCCGUAAACCGCUCUGUGACUGUGGCCAAUCAGACCAACUGCCCACUGUACAUCACCAAGGUGAUGAGCAAGAGUGCUGCGGAUGUCAUCGCUCAAGCCAGGAAGAAGGGCACUGUUGUCUACGGAGAGCCAAUCACUGCAAGCCUGGGGACAGACGGCUCACACUACUGGAGCAAGAACUGGGCUAAGGCAGCAGCUUACGUCACCUCCCCACCACUGAGCCCCGACCCCACCACACCAGACUAUCUCAACUCCCUGCUCUCUUGCGGUGACCUGCAGGUGACAGGAAGUGCCCAUUGUCCCUUCAACACUGCCCAACGUGCUGUAGGCAAAGAUGACUUCAGCUUGAUUCCUGAAGGUGUUAAUGGGACAGAAGAGAGGUUGUCGAUUAUUUGGGAUAAGUGUGUGGUGACUGGCAAGAUGGAUGAAAACCAGUUUGUGGCGGUGACCAGCACCAACGCGGCCAAGAUCUUCAACCUGUACCCCCGCAAGGGUCGUAUUUCUGUGGGUUCCGAUGCUGAUCUGGUACUCUGGGACCCUGAUGUCACUAAGAUCAUCUCUGCCAAGACCCACAACUCGAGUGUGGAGUACAACAUCUUUGAAGGAACAGAGGUGCGUGGCGGGCCUCUGGUGGUGAUCAGCCAGGGCAAGAUCGUCCUCGAGGAAGGAAACCUCCACACCACCGAAGGUUCCGGACGCUACGUGGCCCGUAAACCUUUCCCUGACUACGUGUACAAGAGAAUAAAAGCUCGCAGCAGGCUGGCUGAGUUGAGGGGUGUUCCCAGAGGUCUGUACGACGGUCCGGUUUGCGAGGUGUCUGUCACGCCUAAAGCGAUGACGCCCGCCUCAUCCGCCAAGACGUCACCCGCAAAGCAGCCAAACCAGCAACCAGUCAGGAAUCUGCAUCAGUCUGGUUUCAGCCUCUCUGGCGCUCAGGUUGAUGACAACAUUCCCCGUCGCAACACCCAGCGCAUUGUGGCGCCCCCGGGUGGCAAGGCCAACAUCACCAGCCUGGGUUAGAGUGCGCCAUUCACUGCGUGGGGGGUAGGGGAGGAGGGGGUAAAGGAUCUGAGGAAGGACGCCCGAUACAUGCCGAGGGCUUCGUGCCGGCUACUUUUCACAACAACCGAUUGGGUGUUUCUUCAUCUGUGAUCUGUAACUUCCCAAACCCCACGCCCCACAUUCUGUCACCCCUCCAAACCAGAUCCUAAAAGACACAGUUCCAAACAAAAAAAGAUCUGCCUCACACGAAGAAAAACAAAAACACUAAUUUCUGCACUUUUUAUUUUGUUUUAUACUGUUCUGUCUCAUUUUCAGCCGCCGUUGGGUCAGCUGAUUUAACAUUGUCAAACGGAUUGGGUACUAGAGUGUCAAAGGUCAAAUGUACUGUAUUUUCUAAGUUGAGAACAGCACGUGCGCUUCAUCACCAUGCAACAUUUAAUUGAUAAUUCACCCACAGUGCUGUCUUCAGUUCAAAAUAACAAUAAUAAUAAUAAAAAAGAACAACCCAGGGUUCUUCA